AUGAACGCUUUCGUUGUUGUACUCGCAGCCCUCGUGGCUUGCGUUCACGCUGGAGGCUACGGCGGUGGCUACGGCGGUGGCCACGGUCAUGGAUACGUCGGACCCGCCAAGGUAACCGCCGGACACGUGGGAGCCGGCCACCCUGUGAAGAAGCCCGUUGCCACCCUGGUCGUCGUGAAGCAGCCAGUCGUAAAGCAACACUUCGUCACCAAGCCUGUCGUCAACUACGUCAAGGCCCCAGUCACUUCCGUCAGUCACCGCGUCGCUCCAGUUGUAGAGUACCACGGUGCCGGUGGCCUUAACGCUGGCGCUGGACUCGCCGCUGGGGCUGCCCUAGGCACUGAAGCCGCCCUGCGCGCCGGAACCACUGGAUUCGGUCUUGGCGGAUUCGGCGGUGGUCUCGGAGGCGGAUUCGGCGGUGGUCUCGGAGGUGGAUACGGAGGUGGCUACGGAGGCGGCUACGGCGGCGGCUACGGAGGCGGCUACGGAGGUGGCUACGGAGGUGGCUACGGUCUGAAGGGUGGUUUCGGUGGCGGCUACGGUCUUUCCGGAGGCUAUGGCGGUCUUGGCUAUGGCAAGGGAUGGUAG
This is a messenger RNA of Ornithodoros turicata, 588 nucleotides long. RefSeq lists its product as uncharacterized. The coding region runs from base 1 to 588 and encodes 195 amino acids. The transcript has 2 exons. The record is from RefSeq and is a predicted model, not a curated record. Lineage: Eukaryota; Metazoa; Arthropoda; Arachnida; Ixodida; Argasidae.